This is a messenger RNA of Microplitis demolitor, 1501 nucleotides long. RefSeq names its product septin-2 (gene Septin2). Gene Ontology annotation, molecular function: GTP binding; molecular adaptor activity; GTPase activity. Gene Ontology annotation, cellular component: cell division site; septin ring; septin complex. Lineage: Eukaryota; Metazoa; Arthropoda; Insecta; Hymenoptera; Braconidae. The transcript is spliced from 7 exons. Gene Ontology annotation, biological process: cytoskeleton-dependent cytokinesis. The record is from RefSeq and is a predicted model, not a curated record. Bases 62 to 1324 code for a protein of 420 amino acids.
AUUUAUAUAUUUAUAUAUUUAGAGUAUUUCUGUCUAUAUAUAGUAUAGUCAUAAAGUAAAAAUGGCGGCCAUCGACAUCGAACGUAUGAAAAUGGAAACAUCAAUACGUAAUCUAAAGUUAUCAGAUCAUGUUGGAUUUGAUAGUUUACCUGAUCAACUUGUCAAUAAAUCUGUACAAAAUGGUUUUUUAUUCAACAUAUUAUGUAUUGGUGAAACGGGAUUGGGAAAGUCCACAUUAAUGGACUCAUUGUUCAACACAAAUUUUGAAUCGAACCCAAGUCCUCACAAUUUACCAGCAGUUAAAUUAAAAUCAAAUACUUAUGAGCUGCAAGAAGGUAAUGUCAGACUUAAGCUGACAUUAGUGGAUACUGUUGGGUAUGGAGAUCAAAUUAAUAAGGAAGACAGUUUUAAAGCUGUCGUUGAUUACAUUGACGCACAGUUUGAAGCUUAUCUCCAAGAAGAGUUGAAAAUAAAACGUUCACUGUCGACUUAUCACGACAGUCGUAUUCAUGUUUGUCUUUAUUUCAUCUGUCCAACUGGCCAUGGACUUAAAUCAAUUGAUUUAGUAUGCAUGAAAAAACUUGAUACCAAAGUUAAUAUUAUUCCAAUAAUUGCUAAAGCUGAUACUAUUUCUAAGACUGAGUUACAAAAAUUUAAGAGCAAAAUAAUGUCUGAGUUACAAAAUAACGGAGUACAUAUUUAUCAAUUUCCAACUGAUGACGAGAGUGUAACUGCAGUAAACUCAUCAAUGAACGGACUGCUGCCGUUUGCUGUUGUCGGUAGCACGGAAUUCGUACGCGUUGGAAAUAAAAUGAUGCGAUCACGUCAGUAUCCAUGGGGUACCGUACAAGUUGAGAAUGAAUCACACUGUGAUUUUGUUAAAUUACGUGAAAUGUUAAUUCGUACAAAUAUGGAAGACAUGCGUGAGAAAACUCACUGCCGUCAUUAUGAACUCUACCGCAAAAAACGUUUAGAACAAAUGGGAUUCAGUGACGUUGAUCAUGAAAAUAAACCAAUAAGCUUCCAACAAACAUGUGAGUCAAUGAGAACAGCACAUUUGCAGGAAUUGCAACAGAAAGAAGAUGAAAUGCGUCAGAUGUUUGUCGCUCGUGUCAAGGAAAAGGAGUCUGAGUUAAAAGACGCGGAGAAAGAGCUGCACAAUAAGUUCGAUAAAUUGAAAAAAGAUCACAUGGACGAGAAAAAAAAAUUAGAAGAAAGCCGCAAAAAACUCGAGGAUGAUAUCUCGGAGUUCAAUCGCCGUAAAAUUCAAAUCAAUCAACAGUCACACCAUACACUAACUCUGGGUAAAAGCAAAAAAAAAUAAAAUGAUUUAUUUAAAAGUAAUUAUCAUUCCAUAACAAUAAUUAUUUUUUACCUAUUACUUAUUAUUUUACACUUAAUUUUUUUAUUAUAAAUUUACAACUAUUUAUCGCUCUCUUUAUUUAACGAGUAAAUAAUAAAUAAACACAUGUUUUAUUUAAAUAAAUAAAAUGAAUUUUUU